Messenger RNA from Medicago truncatula (barrel medic), 771 nucleotides. RefSeq lists its product as uncharacterized. The transcript is spliced from 2 exons. Lineage: Eukaryota; Viridiplantae; Streptophyta; Magnoliopsida; Fabales; Fabaceae. Bases 222 to 611 code for a protein of 129 amino acids. The record is from RefSeq and is a predicted model, not a curated record.
GCCAAAUACUGAUGCAACUGCAACGCUGCGUUUUAUGACACUGAUUCCGUCACCAUCUUCUUCCACGAUCGUGUUCAAAUUAGGGUUUUUCAGAGUUUCAAUGUUCCCUCACUUCUUCACUCACAUUUCUGAUUACGCGUUUCCAAUAACCAAUUCUCGAAGUUCAUCACAAUUUCGUUACCAUAUUUCGACAAAUCAAUAGCUUUGUUCAACAAGUGACAAUGGCUUAUGUUGAUGAGGAUGGUACUUCUGGCUCUGGAGAAGAUUUGAAUAUGUUGGAUGGACACAAACGUCGCCCUACUGUUGUUGUUCCAUCUGGUUCUGGUGGCCGGAAACGGAAGGCUACCGGGGAUACUAUAGUUGAUGCUAUGCUGGAGAUAGCAGCUGCUUCGAAGAUGAGAGCAUCUGCAAUUUUGAAGAAUGAGGACAUGUUCUCUAUUAGCAAAUGCAUUAAGGUGUUGGAUAAGAUGCGAGGUGUUGAUGAAAGAGUUUAUUUUCAUGCUUUGGAUUUGUUUGAGAAUAGUUCUUCUGCCCGCGAGAUUUUCAUCUCUAUCAAGAGUGGAAAGAGAUUGCCAUGGUUGCAGUGCAAGUGUGGUGUCCCCUUUGGUUGAAAUUGUUAAUGAAAAUGUUUUGAUUAUCAUGUUGAAUAGGUCUCAUAACUCUGUGUACAGUCAAGUAGAUUGAAAUGGAAUUGUGUAUAUGGAUUUGGAAUUUUUGAAUGCUAAUGGAAUAUGUUGCCCUUUUCAUAAUGUCAAAUCUAUUUCUGUUUUA